Molecule: messenger RNA, 1164 nt
Organism: Calliphora vicina (urban bluebottle blowfly)
Lineage: Eukaryota; Metazoa; Arthropoda; Insecta; Diptera; Calliphoridae
Product: trypsin-1
Exons: 3
Coding region: 90-1064 (324 amino acids)
Biological process (GO): proteolysis
Molecular function (GO): serine-type endopeptidase activity
Source: RefSeq, a predicted model, not a curated record
GUCGCUCAUUUUACUUAUUUAAAAUUAAUAAAAAAAAUUACAUGCAAAUAAUGCCAUGAUAUAACUAAAAUGCAUAAUUUGCAUACAAAAUGUUUUUAGUUCAUCUUUUUUUAUAUUUAUUUGUAUUUAAUAAUAUUGUCGAAUGCAAAUUUCAAACAAAGUGUAACGAAGAUUGUAUAUUUAAGAAAACUCAAAACCGCACAAGUAAAUUUCUGUUCGAUGCAAUAUUUCGAAUAGGAUCAGGAAUUUCCAAUGUUUUUGGAGACAAUAUAAAUGAAGAUACCGAUUAUGAAGACAUAAAUAUAGAAACAUGCGACUGUGAUUGUGGUUUUUCAAAUGAAGAAAUAAGAAUUGUUGGUGGGAGACCUACAGGUGUUAAUCAGUUUCCAUGGAUGGCUCGCAUUGUUUAUGAUGGAAAGUUUCAUUGCGGUGGAUCGCUACUUACAAAAGAUUAUGUUUUGACAGCUGCACAUUGUGUAAAGAAACUUCGAAGGUCUAAAAUAAGAAUCAUAUUUGGAGACCACGAUCAACAAAUUACCUCUGAAUCUAAAGCUAUCCAAAGAGCGGUCACAAGUAUUACAAAACAUAGAAAUUUCGAUCCAGAUACAUAUAAUAAUGAUAUAGCGUUAUUAAAAUUAAGAAAACCUAUCAUAUUUUCAAAAAUUAUUAAACCAGUUUGUCUUCCUCGCUACAAUUAUGAUCCUGCAGGUCGCAUUGGAACUGCUGUUGGUUGGGGACGGACUGCAGAGGGAGGUGAACUUCCAUCCAUUGUAAACCAAGUUAAAGUACCUAUUAUGUCUAUUAUAGAAUGCAGAAACCAAAAAUACAAAAGUUCUAGAAUUACUUCUACUAUGCUUUGCGCAGGACGACCAAAUAUGGAUUCAUGUCAGGGAGACAGUGGUGGUCCAUUAUUGCUUUCUAAUGGAAUUAAAUACUUCAUAGUUGGUAUUGUUUCAUGGGGAGUAGGCUGUGGUAGAGAAGGCUAUCCAGGAGUUUAUACAAGAGUCAGUAAAUUUAUUCCUUGGAUAAAGUCUAAUUUAGAAAACACAUGCUUAUGCUCCUGAGCUUUACAACUCUUUAAGAGUAAUUUUUAAUAACUUUUUUGGAUCCAAUUUAUUAUUUUAUUGUUUCUAUUUUACUUAAUAAAUAAUUAAUUUUGAAUAA